This is a messenger RNA of Apis cerana (Asiatic honeybee), 2160 nucleotides long. RefSeq lists its product as uncharacterized. NCBI's taxonomy places the organism in Eukaryota, Metazoa, Arthropoda, Insecta, Hymenoptera, Apidae. The record is from RefSeq and is a predicted model, not a curated record.
UAUACAAUUUAAUGAAAAAGUUAAUAAGAAGAAAUUAAGAAACAAAAUGAAUAAGUAUAGUAAUUAAUUAAUCUAUUAUCUUUUUACAUACGAUAUUCUGAUAACAACUUAUACCAUGGAAACAUGAUCAUGGAAAAUGAUGUAGAAAAUAUGCUAUCAAAUAGUGAUCAUACAAUUCAUACAAUGUAUACUCCUCGAACAAGAGGAAGACAACAAUUUAGUUUAGGUAUUAGUUCUGCUCCAGCAGAAGAAACUGAAGAUAUUAACACGUUACAAGAAUUAUUAAAUAAAACUUGGACUAUUUUUGGAGUUUCUACUUUAUUUAAUUUUUAUCAAGAUGAAAUAUGUUUAAAACAAUAUGCAAAAAAAUUAAGAGAAGAAGUUGCAAACAAUUUAACACAAGAAGAUGUAACAUAUAAUACAGAAUUUUGUAUUAUGGAAAACAUAACAUUGAGGCCUAGUCCAAUGGAUCCACCACCAAUAAAGAUUGAAGUUUAUUCUGAAAAAGAUAAUAACGAAGAAAGUUCAAAGAAAUGUAUAUAUAAAGGAAUAUUUCUGUCAUGGAGAAGUACUAAAAAUACAUUAACUGAUAGUUCUAUAAGAUUACCUCUUCUAUUAUGUCGUAGUACACAAGGUACUUUGGGAAUUGUUCAUACUAUAUUAAGUCGUAUGUUUGAUUGUAUGAUUGUCACAUUAUCUGCACAUGAAGAUGAUUUAUUAUGGCUUAUUCCAAUUGUAAUUAUUCCAACAACUAAAGAAGAACAACCAAAAAGCAAAGAUGAAAUUCAUAUGGAAUAUAAAAUACCAGAACUACCAGAUACAGAUACAAUUACAAUAAAAUUUAAAAUUUUAGAUUUAAUAAAAAUAUUAACAGUAAUUAUAAAAGAUCAAAAUGAUGAAGCGAGUCUUGAAAUGACUUUUAAUUUAGAACAUAUAGAAAAAUUCCGUGAAGUUUUAUAUUCUCAAAUUUUAGAACUUGCUGGUUUACAAUUGGGAUUGUGUACAUUACAUAAAAUUCAUCUCCCAACACUUACUAUUAUGGAAAAUAAAAUGAAAGUAAUGAAUGCAGAUACUAUGAAUCGUAUUUUAUUAUAUUUAAAUGAAAAAGCUCUUGAUACGUUUCACACAUUAAAUCUUGAGAUGUAAUCUGUAUAAUAUAUUUUAAAUUAUUGAUGUUAAAUUAUUAUAAUAUUAAUUUUAACAUAAUAAUUUGGAUUAGUAUAUGCAAUUUUCAUAUCAUCAUAUGUUUUAUAAAUUUAUUUGGAUUUGGUAUAAUUUUUUUAAAUAUCACAGAUUGUAUAAAAUAUUAAUGUUAAAUUUCAAAUACUAUUAUUAGUAAAUUUGUACAACACAAAAGUUACAUUCAUAAAAUAUAAGUAUUAUUAACAUCUUCAAUAUGUCAAUUAUAAUUCACUUCCUUAAGAAGUUCGUUUAUAUAAAUAAAAUAAAGUAAAAUUUUAGGAAUUCUCAUCUGCAAUAUCCAUCUAGAAAUAAAAAUAAAUAACACGACAAUUAAGAAUGUAAUGUACAAAAUCUAUAUACCCAUCAGGUUGUUCGUCAAGUGGUGGUGGUACAGAAACACCAAGUACUUCCGAUAACAUAAAAGGUUUUAACCAUGUUACAAGUGGAGUACGGCCUUUAGUAUAUUGUCCAUCUUUAUGAUAAAAUAGUAAACCAUCUAAGGGAUAUAAAUUUGGAAGAUUUGCUAAUGAUAAACUUAUAUCAGUAUCACAACUGAUAUUUGGUAAAGAUAACAUGGGAAAACUAUUUUUAUAUGUAUUCCUUUUGUGUAAUUCUUCUAUUUCUUGUAAUUUUGACUUUAACCAAAAAAAUCUAAAUUCAGUCUAAAUAAAAUAAAUAAUCUUUUUUUAAUUUUACAGUAUUAUAAGAUAUAUAACAUAUAUACAAUACUAUUGUACAAUUUGAAAAUAAAUAUACUUACAUCACAAUUCAUCAAUGAUUGAUUAGACCAUGCAAGUACAUCUAAAAUAUAAUAUAUCUUUUGUUGUUUUAUCCACAAACAAUCAACAAUGGUACAACUACUUCUAUGUUCAGAUGGAUUACCACCAGGAAGUGCAGAAUAGAAUUUACCAAGACGAUUACCUCGUUUAUUAUAUGCUUUAGUUAUACCCUAAAAUAAAUAAAAUAGUAAAGAAAGAA